Molecule: messenger RNA, 9505 nt
Organism: Hipposideros armiger (great roundleaf bat)
Lineage: Eukaryota; Metazoa; Chordata; Mammalia; Chiroptera; Hipposideridae
Gene: AAK1
Product: AP2 associated kinase 1
Exons: 18
Coding region: 415-3801 (1128 amino acids)
Biological process (GO): protein phosphorylation
Molecular function (GO): protein kinase activity; ATP binding
Source: RefSeq, a predicted model, not a curated record
AGCCGGGCGGGAGCGCGCGCGGGGGAGGGGCGGCGGGUCAGUCUCCUCCGGGCGCUCCGGGGAUCAGCUGGCGGGCGGGCGGCCCCGGCUCUCGCUGCAGCGCCGCCUCCUCUCCGUGUCGCAGGCCGGCCCCGCGGCCGUGACAAUGUUGCGGGGCUGGUAGCUGGGCGCCGGCCGCCGAGCCAUCUCAAGUUUAAACUUACACGAAUCGCUCUCUUGAGGAGGAGGGGACCGCCGCGCGAUUGACACGCAUAUUCCUGUAGGCAUCCUCCCUCAGCCCCCACCCCCACGGCCCGAUUCGGGUGGCUCCUCUCCGAGCUGAAAUCCGAGAACAAAUCCUUGGAUCUCUUGUUUUCUUUUAAAAAAAAUUCUAGAAGCUGUCGGUAUUUUGCUUUACUGCUUCCUAUUCACAAGAUGAAGAAGUUUUUCGACUCCCGGCGAGAGCAGGGCGGCUCUGGCCUGGGCUCCGGCUCCAGCGGAGGAGGGGGCAGCACCUCGGGCCUGGGCAGUGGCUACAUCGGAAGGGUCUUUGGCAUUGGGCGACAGCAGGUCACUGUGGACGAGGUGUUGGCGGAAGGUGGAUUUGCUAUCGUGUUUCUGGUGAGGACAAGCAAUGGAGUGAAAUGUGCCUUGAAACGCAUGUUUGUUAACAAUGAGCAUGAUCUCCAGGUGUGCAAGAGAGAAAUCCAGAUAAUGAGGGACCUGUCAGGACACAAGAACAUUGUGGGUUACAUCGACUCCAGUAUCAACAAUGUGAGUAGCGGUGACGUAUGGGAAGUGCUGAUUCUGAUGGACUUCUGUCGGGGAGGCCAGGUGGUCAACCUGAUGAACCAGCGCCUGCAGACAGGUUUUACAGAGAAUGAAGUGCUGCAGAUAUUUUGUGACACCUGUGAAGCUGUCGCCCGCCUGCAUCAGUGCAAGACUCCUAUUAUCCACCGUGACCUGAAGGUCGAAAAUAUCCUCUUGCAUGACCGAGGCCACUACGUCCUGUGUGACUUCGGAAGCGCCACCAACAAAUUCCAGAAUCCACAAAGUGAGGGAGUCAAUGCAGUGGAAGAUGAGAUUAAGAAAUACACAACGCUGUCCUAUCGAGCACCAGAAAUGGUCAACCUGUACAGUGGCAAAAUCAUCACCACGAAGGCAGACAUUUGGGCUCUUGGAUGUUUAUUGUAUAAAUUGUGCUACUUCACUUUGCCAUUUGGGGAGAGUCAGGUGGCAAUUUGUGAUGGAAACUUCACAAUUCCUGAUAACUCUCGAUACUCUCAAGACAUGCACUGCUUAAUUAGGUAUAUGUUGGAGCCAGACCCUGACAAAAGGCCGGAUAUUUACCAGGUCUCCUACUUCUCAUUUAAAUUACUCAAGAAAGAAUGCCCAAUUCCAAAUGUACAGAACUCACCUAUUCCUGCAAAGCUGCCUGAACCCGUGAAAGCCAGUGAGGCAGCUGCAAAGAAGACCCAGCCAAAGGCCAGACUGACAGAUCCCAUUCCCACCACAGAGACUUCUAUUGCGCCUCGCCAGAGGCCUAAAGCUGGGCAGACUCAGCCGAACCCAGGAAUCCUUCCCAUCCAGCCAGCCCUGACACCGCGCAAGAGGGCCACAGUUCAGCCUCCCCCGCAGGCUGCAGGAUCCAGCAAUCAGCCUGGCCUCUUAGCCACUGUUCCCCAACCAAAAACCCAGCCUCCCCCCAGCCAACCUCUACCACAAGCUCAGCCCAAGCAGCCACAGGCUCCGCCCACCCCACAACAGACACCUUCUGCUCCAGCCCAGGGCCUGCCCACUCAGGCCCAGGCCACGCCCCAGCACCAGCAGCAACUCUUCCUCAAGCAACAGCAGCCACAGCAGCCGCAGCAGCCACAGCAGCCGCAGCAGCAGCAGCAGCAACAGCCACCGCAGCCACCGCAGCAGCAGGCCCAGUCUCAACAGUUUCAGGCAGUACACCCAGCAACCCAGCAACCAGCAAUUGCCCAGUUCCCUGUGGUGUCCCAAGGAAGCUCCCAACAGCAGCUGAUACAGAACUUCUACCAGCAGCCGCAACCGCCGCAGCCACAGCAGCAGCAGCCACAGCAGCAGCAGCAGCUGGCCACAGCCUUGCAUCAGCAACAGCUGCUGACUCAGCAGGCUGCCUUGCAGCAGAAGCCAGCUGUGGCAGCAGUCCAGCAGCCCCAGGUGCAGCCGGCUGCAACCCCACAGCCGCCCCCUGCGCAGGAGCCAGCGGUAAGGACUAGCCAGUGCUCCGAGCACAGUAGACGAGCACACAGCAAACAUCCUGAGAAGCUUGGAGGCUCAGCUGAGAGUUUGAUCCCAGGCUUUCAACCAGCUCAAGGUGACGCUUUUCCCACUUCCUCAUUUUCUGCUGGAACAGAGAAACUAAUCGAGGGACUCAAAUCUCCUGACACUUCUCUUCUGCUCCCCGACCUCUUACCUAUGACAGAUCCUUUCGGUAGCACUUCCGAUGCUGUAACUGAAAAAGCUGAUGUUGCUGUUGAGAGUCUUAUACCAGGACUGGAGCCCCCGGUGCCCCAGCGCCUCCCAUCUCAGACGGAAUCUGUGACCUCCAACCGCACAGACUCUCUCACGGGGGAAGACUCCCUAAUCGAUUGCUCUCUGCUCUCUAACCCUACUACUGACCUUCUGGAAGAAUUUGCCCCCAUAGCGAUCUCUGCUCCAGCCCAUAAAGGUCUCCAGAGAGAGCCCAACCCCUGUCCUGUAAUAACUGUAGAGCACUUUAAAGAAUCAGCGGGUGUUAAAGGCCUUCCCCUGUAUCCAGACCCCUCCAGAAUACCUGACAUGAAAACCCAGAACAAUUUAGAAUCUGACUACUUGGCCCGGGAUGGCCCCUCAAGCAACAGCUCGUUCCACAGCAGUGAAGAGGAAGGGACGGACCUCGAGGGCGACAUGCUAGACUGCAGUGGGUCUCGACCUCUCCUCAUGGAAUCUGAAGAAGAGGACGAAAGCUGCAAGCCUCCACAGGGCAAGCUGGGAGGGGCCAUUCCAUUCACGCAGCCUGAAGUCCCUACGGAGCAAGCAACGGCAGGGCAGGGUGGAAGAAAACAUCAGUUUCAAGUCCUCACACAACCAACCACUGAUGGUCUCGGGGAGCCAGACGUUUUUGCCACAGCCCCCUUCAGGAGCUCAAGGGUUCCAGCUGAUGACAUGGACAUUUUCUCCAAAGCCCCAUUUGUCUCCAAGGGCAGUGUGGCUCCUUCCCAGCCAGAGGACGUGUUCUUGAGAGCUCCUUUUACCAAGAAGAAAAGUAUGGAGGAGUUAACAGUCGCCCAGAGUACCUCCCAGGAGUUGCCUGCGCAGGCCAGUGUCCUCAGCCAGAUAGAGGAUGCCGCUGUGCUCUCGGCCCUCGACAGAGCAGUGUACGCCUCUGUCCGAUCUCAGUAUUCCAUGGCUGGCUUUGUCCAACAGUCCAACCUCCCCUCCCAUUCUGUACAAGCGGCAGACCAUCUUGACAGCAUCUUACCCAGGGGAUCCUCCCUGGAACCUGGAGCCCAUCCUAAUGACAGAAACAAAGGACCUCAGCCCCAGAAAGACGCUGCCUCAGGCCCCAUGGCUGGCAAACCAUUCCGCCCCCAGUCUUUAUCCAAAUACUCCCGUCACUAUAGCCCAGAAGAUGAGCCAAGUCCAGAAGCCCAGCCCAUUGCUGCCUACAAAAUCGUUUCGCAAACCAACAAGCAGUCCAUAGCUGGCUCUGUUGCCAUCACAUCCCUUUCCUCCAGGACUAUGGAGCUGCCUGCUGCUGAUCCUUUUGCCUUAGCACCCUUUCCUUCAAAGUCAGGCAAGCAGAAGCCUUAGGAGCAAUACCUGAGCCUUAGGCCUCUGUCUGCCCCACCCUCAAUUUCCCACCACCCCACUCCCAGCGGAGCCUUCCUCAGAAGAAAUACAUCAGUUAUUAUCAGUUACUGUCUUUCAUCUCCACGGGUCAGAGCAGAACUUCAGUCAACAAACUCAGUAGCAGUGAUACUGAGUCAAAACCCCUUUUAAGUUAUGCCAAUUUCUUUGGUUUAUCUCGAUUUCUGGACUUUCAGGCAUCUCCACCUCUACCCAGAACUCUGCUUUUUUGGAAUACUUCACCCCCACCCCAAAGGGGCCAUAGUGUUGUUAGUUUUAAUUCCUGCAGACGUGGUUGGAGUCAUUGAGGAGUCAAGAUUAGUCCUUCCAGGACUCGAUGUAAUAACUCUUUGAAAAGGAGAUAUUUCUGGAAAGAAAUGCAAGAUGAAAAUCCUGCACAUCCAUAGGAAGUGGAAUCCUGCAGAUGCUCAUCAUUCCUGUAAAACCAGCAGCCCUAGAAGGAUUCUCUGCACCUGUUUGAGUCUGCGCCAGCCAGGCUGGCCCUCGUGCAUGCGUGUCUGUGCGUGUUUCACGUGUGUCUGACCUUUCCCUAUGUAGAAAUGCAAACAGGUGGGAUAUGUGUGCUCAUGUCCCGUAGCGUUGAGCCUUCCCCAUGUCCACGCCACUUUUUAGAUUAGUGUGAGUGCACAGGUUUGGGUGUGGCGUGUGUGUGCACAGGAAGCAUUUUUCCUUUAGGAUAAUCCUGUCCCAGCAUGCCUACCUCCACUGUCACUCAUUUAGUGGCAUUUGUCUCCUGAACUAACUGACUUGAACCCGAUUUUAUUUAGUUCUUUUAUCAUGGCAAAAUUGAAUUCAUUGGAAGGUGUAGGAAAACCUGCUGAAACUACGGUUUCUGAAUAGAUGUAUUUUUCUCCAGAAUCCGCUAUUUGUAGUUAACAAAUUCCAUUUACCUGUUCAUGAGAAUUUAUCCUUAUACAUUUACCACUCAGAACAAUAGGAAAGAGCACCUUGUUAGAGUUCCAACCACUGGGUAUGUGGUCUUUUAAAGACCUCAGGGUCUGAACACUCCAUGCUGUCAUUAUGGAAUUCGUUAAUCAUAAGACUAGGCUUACAAGCUAGGAUUGCUUGCUUGUUCGAUUAUUUGUUCCAAAUCCUUGCCAUCUUUCUCUACUGUCUCUUGAGGAAAUAGAAAUCUGAUACGUGUAAGUAAGUUUGUCUGGGAAAAUGGAAAAGUGCUGAAUCAGUUAGCCAUGAAAACCUUUCAGUUCUCUCUCCCCAUUAAAUGUUGAAGUAAGCCAUAGCUAGAUGACUGACUUGUGUUGUUGAAAUGUCUUCUCUUUCUGGAACUAUCCGACUCAUUUCCUAGCUGUUUUCAUACCUUUAUUAUUAGUGCCUUAAAAGGAAAUGUAUGUCCCAAUGGGAAGACUUCGGAGGAAAUUCAACUUAAUGGAAAGAGUUGCUACACCAUGUUUCAAGUUGAAAGCUUCCUGGGAUUUUAGUAAAUGUUAGUGAUUUUUUUUUUCCCAUUAGCUGGAGAAAUUGAGAGAGUUGCUUACCAAACCAGAUAAAUGAUUUAAGAAUUCCUGGAAAUUCAUCCAAGAAUCAAGUCUGAAUGCCAAACUCUGUUGCAGUUGAUGAGGUGUGAUAGUCUUUAAAUUUGAAGUUCAGGGAUCUUGGCAGUAAAAUAUGAACAGCUGCUUCAAGACUUUUUCUAGUUUUGUUUUGUCUCUACCUAUUUCAAAUGUCCAGGUUAAAAGAUAAACAAUUGGCACUGAAUUGGGCCACCAGCAAUGGUGUUCCAACUGAGUUUCUAUCGUGCCAGAAACAAAUGUCUUUCACUUUGUUAAAUGCUAAAUGUUUAUUCUAAGAAUUUGCUUUCUCUCAGUGGUCAUUUCUGAUUUUUCUAUGUAGCAGUGUAUGGAAAAUUAUCUUUCCAGUUGAGUGAAUAGUUUUGGCUAAUGCUAUGGCACCCCAAACUCUUCCUUUCGUCAUUAUCAAUUAAAGCCCUCAAAGGCAGGAGCUAAGAGGCUAGGAAUAUUCAGGGAGUGUUCUCACCCCAAAUCAGAAACUCUGAAAAAGUGGAAGGUCAUUCUGAUUCACUCUUCCAAAUAUUCAGGAUUACCUCUACAACAGCCUUGCAAAAUGUCUGUCUUUUGGUUCUUUGAUCACUCCCUCCUAGUCAAGCAGCCAUUUUAGUUCUCAAGAUAAAAUCAAUAAAAUCAUGGUGAUUUUUAUUAUGUAAUUGAAUCAUUUGUCAAGCAUGGGCUUGUAAUCUGUUUUUUUAUUCUCACUGGAAACCUAUGAUGGUUGGAGACUCUAAAUACCUACUUUGAAUAGGAAAUGAAUAUAAACACACACAGAUUACUUUUGUAUUCUUAGUGAUAACAUGAAAUUUUUUUGACUAUUGGAGUAUAUUAUUAGCUAGUAGCUAGUGACUUCUUCAGUGAUCUUCUUUUGAUCAUAUAGGGUACAUGUAUUAUUCAAAGAUAAAAUGUACUUGCCAGAGGCCAUCCUGAAUCUGGAAAUCUGGAAAAUUUAGUUUUAAGGGAAUCAGGAGUGCUCAGGGUGCUUUGAUUUAGUUGUAAAUGCAUGUUUCCAACAAGUGUACUGCAAUAGGAUAAAAUUAAAGAGAAAAAGAAAAUAUAGAGUCAACAAAAUACUGCAUUUCUUGUUUUAGUUUGUUUUAUGUGUUAUUUGCUUUACACAUUUGAUAGGGAAUGCGGGACCUUGUGACUUUUCAUUUCAGUGGAGCACAAUGAGCCAGAAUAUAUUUAGAAUAAAGCAUUGCAUCGCAUCCUACACUGAUGAACUCGUAAAGAAUCCACAUUAAUUGACUAACAGGCACUAUUGAAUUAAUGAAUUGCCUUAUAUGUGGUGAAAAAUAUUUAACAUCUGCUUCUUGGGCUCACAUUCAGCCCGUUAGCUCCAAAUCCUUGUUAGAUUGGAAAAUGGAACGAACAAAAUUUGAUGCUGAAGCAGAGGCUUGCCAGGACUUAAGGGAAACUUUAGUUUGGGCCCACUCAUUGUUGAGUUGCAAAUUUCAUACGUGUAGACUAGUGAGUAUGUGUUUAUGUGCCCAUAUUAGCUAUGAGUUUCUUUUGGCAACCAAGAAUUCUUUUAAACUUCCAGGAAAAAUACCAGUAUCAUAUUGACCCAUUAUUUAUUAAGUUUUAGAAUACAUGUGUAUCAGUGUUUUUAGCUGUUUGGUGGACAUUUCACGCAUGAAGUAGCAGGUUUUAGUUUUAUUUAAAGUAAAUGUAACCACCAGAGUGAUCUGACAAUAGAAAUUGAAUUAUGCUGUACUUGAUUCCAUAAAGAAAAGUCAUCAACACAUAGAUCCUAGUUUAUGUAUGUAUUAUAUAUAAUAGGAAACUUUAUCAUAUAGGAAACGAGAGAAGGGGAGCAGGAAGUAUACCAUGUAAAAUGGAGUCACUUAGGUCCCUUUCAUAAAUAUGUUAUUCUCUGCUAUGUCUUUGGAAUUGAAAUUGGAGAACAUAAGCCAGUCAACUGUGGAAUGGCUGCUGGUCACACAGAAGCAGUUUUUGAGAAAACUGCUAAUUUUUUGAGAAAUAUGGAACCCAGAUUAUUUUGAUGCAAGAUACUCAGGAGAGCCGCUGAGAGAACCACACUCCUAAGGAGACAGGCACACCUGUAAGCGUUGCAACCACCCCUGAGUUCUAAUCCUCCAAUCCUGCCCAAUGGAGUAAACAUGAAGGUUUUAAAUGAAAUCAUGUAAUUUAAAUUCUUAGUUUUUCCAAUGCCUUUGUCAACUAUGACUUGUUUGUUUUUUGGUUGUUCUUUUUUGCUUUUAACCACCAGAACACUUGCAAACUUGUGACUUGUGAAGUUCACUUAAGGAGGGAUUUCAAAAUGCUUGAAAAUAAAAAGUAUCUGGUUGGGAAUUGUUUUCGUGUCCUUUUGCUACAAAAUAAAUUGGCUAGGUUGCUGAAACCAAGCUGGCUCAGCUUAGAUGGAAUCUACACUGGCAGUGUCUUGAUUCCCAGAAUGCCACCUUGCUCUCUAAGACUUCCUGGUCCCACCUGCCUCAUUUGCACCUUGACUUUUAUUAGAAAAUAGGCCUCUCGUGUGUGGUGCCCAAGGUCCCAUCAUUAAAACACUGCCAGACAUAGCUCUUUCCUGCUCUUUAUCCACCCCUGCAAGUCUUCCUGGCUCAUCUUUCUUGUUCCUGAUCCCACCUCACUUCCUUACACGACAUGCCCCUAUUAUGACCAUACCAGUAAGUGGAUGAUGAGAGGUGUGAUUGAAUGAUCAUGUUAAUUUUUAUUUGCCUCUGGUUUUACUGUAAACAGUUUCUUCUUAAAUUUUAGCCUCGCCUGUGAUAAUCUCACCACACUGGAAUAAUUCAAAAUAAGAAUGAAAUGGCUUACCUCCCCCGUUUCUUAUGGACUAGAAGAAAGGAUGAAGGAAGGGUCGCAGAACCCCAGCCUUGCUCUGGAAACAUAACCCAAAGGCAUCUCUUCACCUUGAUGUAACAGAGGCCCAGAGUGCCCUAGAAUACAGGGGCAAGUGUAUAUGUGAAGGGACUCUAGAAUAGCUCGUAAAAAUGACCAUGUUAACCGGCACACUGGUGGCUUCAUCCAGUAUUCCCAUAACUUGUAAAUUACAUUAGAAAUUUAGCCUGAGCUGCUUCCCAGCAAUCUCAAUAUGUGUGACACUGUUUUGAGUUGAUAGUAAGAAUGUUUUGUUCUUGAAAUCAAGUAAAUGAAAUCGGCAUUGCAUUAUAAUAGAACCGUAUAUGCACUUUAAAGGGAUCUAUUUGAUUCCUUUUGGUAAAAAUUGCAGAAAUGGUUUUUCCCAAUGUUAAAGAGACUUUGGUAGUAAAAGAUGAUGUAGCCUUUCCACUCUGAAAUGGCAAGUCAGUUGUACUCUUGAGUCUACCAAAGACUCCUGUUUGGGGAGUGUGAAUGGAGAGAGAGAGAGAGAGAGAGUGUGUGUGUGUGUGUGUGUGUGUGUGUGUGUGUGUGUGUGUGAUGUUUUCUGCCAUGAUGUGAACUUGAGACCUCCUAAUAAAGGCAUCCAAAGAAUACCAAAGGUGACAGUCGGUAGUUGGCAGGAGUAAAUUUGGUUCCCUUUGCCAACAGCUCUCUGAGUAAGAACUAGAGUUCUAGAUAAAGGUGGGGGGAAAUCAGCCAUUGCCUUAGCCUCAUUUCCACAGUAAGUAUGCUCUUCUCAUCCACAAGGAUGAAACUCAUUAUGGUUUGUCCUGAAUUCUUGGCUCAUGUAUAGUGUUGGAAGGGCAGUAGUGACCAGAACACAAGGACUGCCAGAUGUUACUUUGAAAGAGUGAAAGUGUAAUGUCAUUUUUUAGGGAUGGAAACCAAAUACAGGCCAAGGACCAUGCUCAUUCCCUGGAGAAGAGGUGAACUCCCUCUGCUGAUUGUAUUUUGAGUUGACCAAAGGAGGAGGUCAACCUAGCUGUAAGGAGCAUUGAGGUCAUUGGACCUCAGAGAACAAUAUGUGCAUGCAAUCUCAAGGGCUGUGAACAGGGGGAAGGAAGGGAAAAGGACACUUAUAAAGUCAAUCUUAACAGUUUUUGCAAUACCUCUGAUUUGCAGACUAUUGGAUUUAUGUUACUGCACUCUUCGUGUGAUCUAUUUUAUGUACCUGAUAGUUUUUAUGAAUAAUAAUGUUUGAGUUGUAAACUCCUAUACACUUUAUUAAAAUGGACCUAAUUAAAAUAAAUGAU